UCUCCGCCGAGAAGGAUGUGAAUUUACUGCAUUUUCAAGUUUGUCACUACCAGAAAAGCAGCAGCUGGACUCGGCUCGACCCAGAGGUUGUGUGAAUAACGACCGGACCCUAAACAUAGCACAGUCUGAAAAACAAACUGCUUCGUUUUAAUGAGCUGAUUUGAAAGAGAUUUGGCCAGAUAGCGACUGUCCAUCCGUCCGGUGAGCUGCAGACAGACACAAUGAUGGAGUCUAUCUUAGACAGUUUAACCGCAGAGAAACUCUAUCCAUCCGGAGGGACCAACCUGUUGGACCUGGAGGAACUCAGCGACGGAGAUUUUCUCACUAAUGUGCCUUUCUCAGGUGACCAGAUGGACGACUUCAGCAGCGAAUUAUUCAGCAGUUUCUUCGAGGAACAUCUAUUAGAGCGACCCCUGCUGGCAGACAGAAAUUCACUUUUACAGAUGGACAUAGACAGCAGCCCAGAUAUUCAAGCAGAGCACAGCUACUCUUUGAGUGAAGACUCCGCCCCCCAGAGCCCAGCCCUGUCAAUCAAAAUGGACCAAGAGUCAGAGUUUGAAUGGAGCUUCAGUCAGGACCUGUCAGCCAUCUUGGUGAAACAGGAGGAGCCUGACGUGGUUCAAAGGUUAGAUCCUCAGCCUCUGGAGGGCCCGCCUCUCUUAUUAAGCCCUGCCCCUCCACACAGAGGAUCGCCAUGGAGACACACGGAGCACAGUCAAGACGAUGUGAAGCCAGUAGCGAUAAAAGACGAGCCCAGAGAGAUUGGACAGUACCUCAGCCUGCCCAGCGACGACGCUCUCCAGCUCCCACCCACCCCUCCCAGCAGUAACCACGGCGACAGUGACGGCUCCCUCCCCCCCUCCUCCCCGCACCUCCCUCUGCCACCCUCUUCCCCUCCGCCACAACAGAGGCCAGGAGGUCGUGCCUCCUCUUCCUCUUCCUCCUCUUCCUCAUCCACAGCCAUUUCCUCUUCACCUCUCCUCACUGCUCCACAUAAGCUGCAGGGUUCAGGACCCCUCAUGCUCACAGAAGAAGAGAAGAGGACCCUGGUUGCUGAGGGUUACCCAGUCCCCAACAAACUUCCUCUGACCAAGAGUGAAGAGAAGGCACUGAAGAGAGUCCGACGAAAGAUUAAAAAUAAGAUCUCUGCUCAGGAGAGUCGGAGGAAGAAGAAAGAGUACGUGGAAUGUCUGGAGAAAAAGGUGGAGAGCUACACGUCAGAAAACAGCGACCUGUGGAGAAAAGUAGAAAACCUGGAGACUGCCAACAGAUCUCUCCUACAGCAGCUCCAGAAGCUUCAGUCGUUGAUUUCGGGGAAAGUUGUCCCCCGUUCAUGUAAAAUGGCCUCAACUCAAACAGGGACAUGCCUCAUGAUGAUGGCGGUGUGUUUUGUCCUGGUGUUGGGCUCCUUCUCUCCCUGCCUCUCUCCCUUCUACUCCCUCUCUCACAGCUCCUCUUUGUCUUCAUCCUCCUCUAACUCCCCCUCCUCCUCUCCUUCUCCUCCAUCAGCGGACCUCUACACCACCAGUCAGGUCCGCUCCCGCAGCCUGCUCUUCUACAACGAGGGCGCGCCAUUGGAGGAGAGUUCAGUGACAUCAGAAGGGGAGCGGCUACAGUCAGAAGGCCACUCUCACAUCCAGACAAUUCGUUACACAGCUGAUGCCCACAGCAACCAGACAACUGGGCCCAAGUUAGACCGCAGAGAAACAAAGCCAGAUGGAGUUUCAGAGUUUUUCUGACAGACAGCCUGACUCUUCAUCCCAUGACUUCUCACCACAGACCCCUAAAAAUAAAAACCCCAGAACCUUUAGACUGC
This is a messenger RNA of Scomber scombrus (Atlantic mackerel), 1816 nucleotides long. It is a transcript of the gene creb3l1, whose product is annotated as cAMP responsive element binding protein 3-like 1. Gene Ontology annotation, molecular function: cAMP response element binding; DNA-binding transcription factor activity, RNA polymerase II-specific. Gene Ontology annotation, biological process: regulation of transcription by RNA polymerase II. The record is from RefSeq and is a predicted model, not a curated record. The transcript has 13 exons. NCBI's taxonomy places the organism in Eukaryota, Metazoa, Chordata, Actinopteri, Scombriformes, Scombridae. Bases 222 to 1739 code for a protein of 505 amino acids.